This is a messenger RNA of Branchiostoma belcheri (Belcher's lancelet), 2579 nucleotides long. RefSeq names its product fibroblast growth factor receptor homolog 1-like. Lineage: Eukaryota; Metazoa; Chordata; Leptocardii; Amphioxiformes; Branchiostomatidae. The transcript has 19 exons. Gene Ontology annotation, molecular function: transmembrane receptor protein tyrosine kinase activity; ATP binding. The coding region runs from base 300 to 2222 and encodes 640 amino acids. The record is from RefSeq and is a predicted model, not a curated record. Gene Ontology annotation, cellular component: signaling receptor complex. Gene Ontology annotation, biological process: positive regulation of kinase activity; multicellular organism development; cell surface receptor protein tyrosine kinase signaling pathway.
GCAGCCCGAGCACGCCUCAGUGGGUGAAGCAGGACGAAUUCUACCUGACGUUCACUACCAGAGAAAUUGAAGAUGAGCCAGUCUUCGAUGAAAACACUUUCGUCCCGCAAACAGAGGAGGACUUUAAUGAGAAAACAGCUGCGGAGUUCGUGCGACUCAAAGCUGGUGUAUUAAUUUUUGCCCAAUCAGGUAUUUAUCCGUACGGCUACAAGACAAGCAAAUCUACUACUGGCGGCGAUAUUUUGGAGUUCUACCUCGCUAUCCAGGAGGGUGUUCUUAACUUUGACCUGACUCCAGACAUGCGCUACCAAUGUAAUGCAACCCACAGCGAAGUUAAGGCCCUCGGUCAGGUGUUAUUAAACAGUGAAAACAAGCCCUUCCCUUACGAAGACUGGCCGUGGAUUCCCUUCUACUUUUACGAGAUAUGGGAAGACAAUGUAGCGGUUAUGAAGUACACGUAUUUAAACGUAAAGGUCGGAAUGGAGAAUUCUUGGCUGAAUGAGAUUGUGUGUGAGGUGAAAGAUCAGAAUCAAAAGUUCCCCAUUGAGGUCAUAGUGGAAGCGUGUCCCAUCGGGCGGUUCGGGCGGUUCUGUGCGGAGCGCUGCCAGUGUUAUAACGGGGCCGCAUGUCACAGCUUCAACGGAGCGUGCAGGUGCGCCCCUGGCUGGACAGGAAGGAACUGCACCACAGUUCACCCAGAAGUGCGCAUCAGUCCUUCUACCAUUGAGCUGAACGACUUGCGGUUCGGACAGGAACUGCAGCUCAACUGCACUGCUUACAAUUUCCGUGUCAACAACUUCAACUGGCUCCUCGACGGCGCCCCUGUCAACCCAAAGUUGUUGGCCGAAACAAGUGAUAACAACUCUUUUGGUCUCUUCAUCAACUCUCUGCUGCCUGAGUACGAAGGUCACGUGACCUGUGAGGCAACCAGUGCAGGUGGAGAUCAGUACACAGACGUGGUGGACAUACGAAUAGCAGGUUGCCAGGAUAAUUAUUGGGGCGAGCUGUGUGACCAGGUCUGCAACUGUACAGACCAGGAGACCUGCAACCGGACCCUGGGCUGCGUCUGCUCUGGUGACGGGUGUUCGGACCCUCCAGUCUCCCAGACCGUCCUCUUGGCCGUCAGUCUAUCGGCAGGCACGCUGAUUCUCCUCCUACUCGGCGCCAUCUUCCUGCUCUACAGGCACAACAACAGGCUGCGGGUCGGAAACAUCGACGAUCCGGAAGUCUUCCAGCUCGGACAGGACCUCAAGGCCCUGAUGCCACCUGGGGCAGGCUCCUCGUCAGGCAGUAUCGACAUGGAGCUGCUGAAGGAAAGGGAGAUCGACAGGAGCAGGCUGCAGCUCAAACAACUCCUGGGAGAGGGCGCUUUUGGACAUGUCGUCAAGGCAACGAUGACGCAUCCUGAGGAAGAAGAUGUGGUGGUGGCUGUCAAGAAACUCAAAGACGAUGAUGAUCCCCAGGCCAGGCAAGACCUUCUGCGGGAAACCUGCAUCAUGUUGUUGUGCGGUAACCAUGACAACGUCCUCGGUCUGAAAGGCAUCUGUUUUAGAGACGGCCCGCUCCAACUGGUUCUGGAAUAUGCCGAACACGGGAGUCUCCUUCACCUGCUGUGGACGUUACGUGCGGAGUCCAAACUCAACAGGACCGUUCUGGUCAACAAACGGCACAUCUUCGAGAACAUGAUGGUGGAGGUCUGCUGCGGACUGGAGCACCUGGCGACCAGGAAGCUGGUUCACCGAGACAUCGCGGCCCGGAACAUUCUGAUCUGUGGGAAGGGAACCGCCAAGAUCGCGGACUUCGGGCUGGCCCGGGACAUGUACGCUGUGGGGUACCAUCGGCACGACAGGGGCCGCGAUCUGCUGCCGCUGAAGUGGAUGGCGCCGGAGGGCCUGAAGAACGAGGCUAGGUUCACUCACAAGAGUGACGUCUGGUCCUUCGGGGUUCUGUUGUGGGAAGUGGCGCAGCUGGGCCGCACGCCGUACCCUGGGAUGGAGGGGGCAGACAGAAUAUAUGAUGCUCUGCAAAACCACUUCAGACUCCCCAGGCCUCAGCUCUGUACAGAAGAAAGAUACCAGCUGAUGCUGAAGUGCUGGAAGUUUAACGAGAAGACCAGGCCGGACGCCACAACUGUCAGGAAACUACUGCAGGCGGAUCCAAACGGCUUUUUCUACUCCAACGCACCUGUGGCAGCGAUAGAGGCACCCGUAACUCCGGUAUGAGACCUGUGGCAGCGAUAGAGGCACCCGUAACUCCGGUAUGAGACCUGUGGCAGUGAUAGAGGCACCCGUAACUCCGGUAUGAUACCUGUGGCAGCGAUAGAGGCACCCGUAACUCCGGUAUGAUACCUGUGGCAGCGAUAGAGGCACCCGUAACUCCGGUAUGGGACCUCAUCGGACAUAAAAACAAGCCUGACGUCAGCGCGGGAUACAUCUUUUGACGUGACAAGACUGUAAAAUUCCUAGGGGAUUGACUAUUACAAAACCUCAUUUUUAUAUCUUGACUCGAACAGUGUGUUAAUAAGCUACAGAGUAGUGCAGCUUUCCUAAGCCGAUUGUCAUGUGUCUUGCACCUCAAAU